Messenger RNA from Ectocarpus sp. CCAP 1310/34, 949 nucleotides. The record is from the annotation of a GenBank genome assembly. Lineage: Eukaryota; Phaeophyceae; Ectocarpales; Ectocarpaceae.
AUGCGGUANNAACCGGGAGAGUGCAGCAACUCGUCAGAUCUUUGGUCAGCUCGUCGCAUUUGCUCCAGCCGCCUCAACUGCGAGGUAGACUCAGAAGUCCUCACGAAAGCAUCUUCUCCGGGGUACCGCAACAAAGAAAUACUCCUCGAUGUCACACACGCAGACCCGCAAGCACAGGCGUCAAGACGCUGAAAACAGGCGAACAAGAUCGACCUCGAACCAGUCAACGCCAAUGAUAUGGGGAUGGAGUGUAGACGCAUCGUACAACGCGUUUUCGUUUGAGGUUGGCGUCUUGUUUGAGAGUAGAUGUGACAGAUUUGCGUAGAAUAGGGGUAAGAUGUUAUCAUGAACGGAGAUGAAAGGGCUUUUCCAACACGGAGAUGUAGCAUGGAUCAAAGCAUUUGUUGGAUUUCAGCUUUUACAAGCGGACAUCAACGCAGUAGUAUUUUAGCAAGCUUACGAACGCANCAGUCGAACCUCGCUCAAGUUAACACAUGGUUUUCCCGAAAAAAUGUUAACUUAAGGCGGGGAAGUUAACUUAUAAUUCAGGGGACCACAACUCACCAUCCCCGGGGCCAAAAGAGGCGGUGAAUACCUCAAUAGACGCGCAUUGGGCUCCACUACGUGUUUGACGAGAGAGGAGACUGAAAAAAGUGAGGGAGCAUAUUUUUAUGUCCAUUUUACUAAACAACACUAUAACCGAGAUGCUAUGUUGGAAUGCUUGAACCCACGCACACAUUUCUCAAAACUGUCGUCGAUCGCAAUGUACAGCCACUCCUCCUGUGUAGUAGUCUCAUGCGGUGCCACGCAUUCAAGACAUACAUAGGCCACCCCAAACACAGCUCUGGUCGUUUGUACCGCACACUCUACGACCUCCACAUGUCGCGCAGAGUUGCCUGCAGCUCCCCCCCCUCCUUGGCUCGCCGCUUCACUUGAGUUUCGUGAGUGA